GUGUGUGUAUGUGAUGUGUGUGUGCGGGGUGUUGCGGGACAAACUGCGGAUCUGUUUCAGCAGCGACUUUGCGACGGAUUGGAUGAGUUUGGCGGCAGAGAGGCAGCAGACGACCUAAAUCACACUGCAGGGACUGAAGUCUGGAAGGGACGACUGGAGCACAUGUAAAUCCCUCCGGAACAGGAAUGCAGUCCAGCAGCCUCCUUCUGAUCCACUCUGCUCGGAUGUCCCGCACAGACUAACACACACACACACACACACACACACACACAGACACUCACACACACCCCGGAGAGCAUGGAAAGUGGAGUGUUUCUGCCCUGUGUGGAUCAGUUCAUGCUGAGUCCUCUCGUCACCUGGGUGAAGACAUUCGUCCCAGGUGAUGGGGGAGCCCACUUGGAUUUCUCUGAAUUGCUGGAUGGAGUCUUUUUGAUUGACAUCAUGACUCAGAUAAACCCUUCAGCUGCACCGCAGAGUGCAAACAAAGUGAGCCGAGAUCCCAGUCAGAGGAUCCACAACUUGAACUUUCUCAUUCAGCAAAUCAAGAUCUAUUACUUGGAUAAUCUGAGACAGUUAAUCAUCACUCCUUUGCCAAAUGUGCUGCUGCUUGGCAGGACUCCGUACUGUGAGCAAAGUCUGGAUGAACUGAAGAAGCUUCUGUUGUUACUGCUGGGAUGUGCAGUCCAGUGUGAGAAAAAAGAAGAAUACAUUGAGAGAAUCCAGACGCUUGACUUUGAUACAAAAGCUGCCAUAGCCGCACACAUUCAGGAGCUGACCCACAGUCAGGAGAACGUGCUGGAUCUCCAGUGGCUGGAGUCCAGCGAGGUGCAUCCAGAUGAGGUGGAGGCCGUGGCCAGAAACAUGGCCGCUCACCUCCGACACCUGCUGGACCAGAGAGACGCUCAUCUGGAGACGAUAGCAGAGCUGAUGCAGGAGAAGGAAGGCGUCGUCAGCUCGCUCAGCAGCCCCUCCAGUCCACAGUCCGCCAGCUACUCUCCCAGCAUGCCUCAGCAGCAGGUCGGCACGCAGCAACACUUGGCAGUGGAGCUGGCUGACUCCAAAGCAAAAAUAAGAAGACUGAGACAAGAGCUAGAGGAGAAGAGCGAACAGAUGCUGGACUGCAGACACGAGCUGGACAACAUGCAGGCGGAGCUGAAGAGGAUCCAGCAGGAGAACUCGCAGCUACUGGUGGACGCCCGAGCGGCUCGUACGUAUCGGGAUGAGCUGGACGCCCUGAGAGAGAGGGCCAUCAAGGCGGACAAGCUGGAGAGCGAAGUGGGGCGUUACAGGGAGCAGCUGCACAAGAUGGAGUUCUACAAGGCCAAAGUGGAGGAGCUGAAGGAAGACAACAGGGUACUUCAAGAGACCAAAGAGGUGUUGGAGGACCAGCUGGAAGGCUGGAGGGCUCGAUCAGAUAAAGUCCACCAGCUGGAGAAACACAGUCUGCUGCUGAAAGCCCAGGUUCACGAUAUGGAGCAGGAGAGGGAGUCAGACCGGAGGCGCAUCGAGGAGCUGCAGGAGGAGAACCUGAGCUUGUGUUUAGCCCAGAGGAGGAGCAUGGAGGAGUCCCAACAUCUGGGCUGGGAGCUCGAGCAGCUCGCCAAAACCUCAGAAACCUCACAGGACCAACAGACUCUGAGUGAGGAGGUCGGCGAGAGGACGCGGAGUCAUCUGCUGAAGCUGGAGAAGGAGAACCAAAGCCUCCUGAGGACCAUAGAGAUGCUCAGAGCUGCGACUCUGAGCCACAACCCGCAGACCAAACACAGCCACCGGCCGGUGGGCAGCGCCAAAAACCGUACCUCAGCAGCAGACGAGUCCACGCCGCUGCAGACCUCGAGCUCGGAUGUGGGAAAGUUACCUCCCGUCGGUACAGCAGCUCAGCAGAUGCUGAAUGGAGAUUCAAACUUCAACCAGCUGGACGGAGUCCAGAGUGAGAUCCUCCUCACGGACAAUCCAGACUUUCACAUCCAGGAGAAAGGACAGCUCGAGGACGGAGGCAGCGGGGAUCACUUCAAAGAGAUGAUCUCUGAUAUGGAGCUCUUGGAAAACCAUCACAAUCGGCUCCAUUGUUUUGUUGAGUCGCGUGACCACUCCCCUGGCUCCCAGCACGGCAGUCCCGGCCACGGCAGCAUCUUCACGGGUCUGCCAACGCGCCCGUCUUAUGCCAGCAAGCACACACAGCGGCUGGAGGCCAAGUGCAGGGCCCUGGACACGGUCAACCAGCAUCUACAGACCUCCCUGGACAACACUGAGCGGAAGGUUCACCGUCUGGAGGCCGAGGUUCAGGAGCUGGAAGCAGAGAACCAAAGUCUGCAGGCCACCUUGGAGGAACUCCGGAUCUCCGCCAGACGCCUGGAGCAGCUGGAGAUGGAGAAGCAGAGCCUGGAGCAUGAAACCACCGCUCUGGAGAGAGACAAGAGGCAGCUGGAGAAGGAGAACCGACGACUCCGCCAGCAGGCUGAAAUCCAAGAGGCCAACCUCGACAGCAGCAAUGUGUGCAUGGCCAGCUUGGAGAGGGAGAUGAGGUUUCUGGUGAAAGAGACGGAGGGCCUGAGAGAAACUGCUGAGAGGGUGAAAGGCCUGGAGAGAGACAACAGAGAACUCACCAAGCAAGCCGCCAUCGACCAGAGGACCCUGGCAACCCUCAGAGAGGAGCUGGUGAGCGAGAAGCUAAAGACCCAACAGAGAGACAACGAGCUGGAGAGGCUUGCUCAUGAACUAGAGAUGAAGGUUCUGGAUCAGGAGAGUGCACAGCGGCCUGAGGAAGAGACGGCAGAUAACAGCAGGUUCAGGAUGCUCGAGUCAGAACUGGAGUCAUCACUUAAAAAGUCUCUGCAGAUUAAAGAUGAGAAGAUGGUUGCUCUGGAAGAGCGUCUGCAGGAGUCCUCCUCUCUGAACCAGCAGCUGCGCCAGGAGCUGAAGGCCGUCAAACUCAACUACGAGGCCUUGCAACAAAGGCAGGAGGAGGAGUGGACGACGUCGAGCUCCACCCCGCCUGUAGAGACCGGCAAGGCCAUGAGCGAAUGGCUGCGAGAAAGCCAAGAGGCCACCAAGGAACUGCUCAAGCUCAAGGACCGCCUCAUUGAAGUGGAGAGAAAUAAUGCGACACUGGAGGCAGAGCGUCAGGCGAUGCAGAUCCACCUGAAACAGCUGGAGGGUCAGUGUGACAGCCAGCAGGCUCAGAUCCUGGCUCUGCAGAGGCAGGCCGCCUCGCUGCAGGAGAACAACACAGCCCUGCAGACACACAACGCCAACCUUCAGGUGGAAAAGUCCACGCUGAAUUCCCAGAGUGCCUCGCUCAUGGCCCAGAACGCUCAGCUGCAGCAGCAGCAGUCUGGCACCGAGAGUGAGAGGGACAGCGCCGUGCGCGAGCGUGAGGACCUGCGGGGCGCUCACGAGCAGCUGCUGCGGGAUCACGAGCGGCUGGCGGUUCUGCACGAACGGCAGGCCAUGGAGUACGAAGCCCUGAUGGGCAAACACGGCUGUCUGAAGAACGCCCACCGCACCCUGGAGCUGGAGCACCGCACGCUGCAGGACAGGUACAACGGCCUGCUGCAAAAACGGGACAAGCUGGAGGACCUGGAGAAAGCCCUGAAGGAGGAGCAGAUGAGGAUGGCUCUGGAGAAGGAGCAGCACCGGGCGGCUGCUGCCGAAUGUGGCCGGCUCCGCGACGAGAAGGACUGGCUGAACCAGACGUACCGCCAGCUCCUCAAUGACAACGAGGCGCUGACGGCGGAUCACAAGCAGCUCAAGAGCCAGCUGAACGAAGCCAAGCUGGAGCACACCUGGCUGGAGGCCGACUUCUCCAAACUCAAGAAGGAGUUUCAGCAGCUGGACAUCGCCUCCACAAAACUCAACAACCAGUGUGAGUUGCUGAGCCAGUUGAAAGGAAACCUGGAGGAAGAAAAUCGCCACCUGCUCACCCAGAUCGAGACCUUGAUGAUACAGAACAGGACUUUGCUGGAGCAGACGAUGGAGAGUAAAGAUCUGUUUCACGUUGAAGAACGGCAGUACAUUGACAAACUUAAUGAUUUGAGGAGGCAGAAGGAGAAGCUGGAGGAAAAGAUCAUGGAUCAGUACAAGUUCUACGAGCCCUCGCCUCCUCGUAGACGUGGGAACUGGAUAACGCUGAAGCUGAAAAAGCUGAUGAAAUCCAACAGCCGUGAGCACGGGCCUGAACGCCCACCCACCCCCACGCACUCGGGCGCCGCGGAGCCUCACGACGGCAGCUCCUCGGCCAGCCUGGACGGCUCCGGGGGCUCGGCCUCCACCGCCGCAGGCGACGCCGUCUCACCGCGCCGUCACAGCACCCCUCUGAAAAUGUUUCCCCGUAUGAGGAACAGGCUGAAGGACAGAGACAAAGUCAAGUCCCUCUUCCGUCGUUCCAUGUACAAAGACUCGAACGAUAGCCCGGUGCCAUCUGGAUUUGAAGACAAUGACGAGCUGCAACAUCACGGGCUAAACGGCGUCCAGAGUCGAGCCCAAAGUGAGAGCAGCGGUGAGUUCAGCCUGAGUCUUGAGAACGAGCCGUGGUCGAACGGCAGCAGCCCGGUGCAGCAGCCCCCGUCACGCCGCUGCUCCUCGUCCUACCCGCCACCCAGCGACACCUCCACGCCGCAGCACAACACCAAGCAGCCGCACAAGGAGAAGGCCUCCACCAUGCCCGCUAAAAACAGCCACAACGCAGAUGUUCAGUCCACGAUGAAACAAAAAGAUCCCUCGUCCCAGGAAUUCUGGUUUACUAGGGGUACGAGAAGCAUCCGGAGGGGGUCCAGACCAAAAGUGACGCGUCGCUCAUCAGAUUCCUCGGGAACGGGCAAAAUCAACCCCGAGUUGAAUGAGAUGAAUUCAAAACUGAGUGCUUGUAAAGCUGAAACUACCCGUGCCUCUGCGUAUUCGCCAAUCACGGUCCUCUAUGUGCAAGGAAAGUCGUCGUCAAUGUCGGGCUGCCUGAACUGCUUCUCCACGCCUCUGGAGAAAGAGGGCCGACUCAAGGGCUUCAAAUCCCCCAAAAGCCUGCCCCGAGCCAGCAGCGUCAUUUCCACAGCGGAGGGCUCGUCCCGGCGCUCCAGCGUCAGCAGCGACUGCAAGGUGAUGGUCCAGAAAGACCCGCUUCCUGCGGAGGCCUCGGGGGAGAAAGAAAAUCCAGACGAAAAGAAUCAACAAGCAGAGACAGAUGUGAAGAAAAGUGAGCCUGAGCCUAUCCCUCCUGUCAAACCUCCAAGAGAUCCAGCUGUUGUUGUUCCCGCCGACCGGCCCAAAUCUCCCGUGCAGGAGCCACUCUUUGGCUCCUCGUUCACUUUUAACUCCGUCUUCUCAAACACAAUCUUCAGUGAUUCUGCUCUCACUGCCACAACUAAUCUGGAUGUGCUUGAUAGCAGCCAGAUUUUUCUCUGUCCAAAUUUAGAUGAGAACUGCCCCCUCGAGAACCCAGAAUCCACUGAAAACACUCCACAGACACAGCUCGGUGAGGAGAACCAGCAAUCUGAAGAGCAAAACAGGAACGAGCUGCUCACAAUUGCUUAA
Messenger RNA from Salarias fasciatus (jewelled blenny), 5526 nucleotides. Its product is annotated as girdin-like. The coding region runs from base 298 to 5526 and encodes 1742 amino acids. Gene Ontology annotation, biological process: cytoskeleton-dependent intracellular transport; cytoplasmic microtubule organization. The transcript is spliced from 29 exons. The record is from RefSeq and is a predicted model, not a curated record. NCBI's taxonomy places the organism in Eukaryota, Metazoa, Chordata, Actinopteri, Blenniiformes, Blenniidae. Gene Ontology annotation, molecular function: microtubule binding; dynein light intermediate chain binding. Gene Ontology annotation, cellular component: cytoplasm; centrosome.